CGGCAAUAUUUCCCACAUGCGCAUAAAACUCUAAGUCCGCUGGAUCUCGUCGCAGCCAGCCGAUUUUCUGCACCAUAAGCAAUCCUUGCACCUCGUGUACCCGCCUCUGCACGGAAUAGGGACCACAUCCGACGCCACCCAUGCUUCGAAGGAUCAUGUAGCUGACUAUUGGUUUCAGCGCCGCGUGGCGAGCUGAAUGCCAGCUACCCACGUGGGAAUGUAUUAAUACAAUCUAUUUAGGACUUGAAUCUGCAGGUGUCCUGUCCAAGAUGAAUGCAAGAUAGAUCCGGACUUGCUACACGAUCUUUGGAAAUGCCAUCUCUCAACUCUGCCUCGUGGUGCAAUCUUUUGGCCGUGAUUGGCUACCUUGGCUCAGCAACAGUGGCUCUUUGUGCUCCUGCUUCCGGAAAUACGAGUUGUUGCCAAAGUCUCACGGCCGCGCUAUCGUCAAAAGUUGUCUAUCCUGAUAGCGCCGCCUACAAUGCCUCUGUUUCCUCCUACUGGGCUCAAGGGGAGCAGUUGCUCUCUCCAUCGUGUAUCGUUUCUCCGCAGGCCGCACAGGACGUCUCUGCGGCCAUCAAGAUCCUCGUCGCCGGCUCCUGUAAGUUUGCUGUACGCGGCGGUGGUCACGGGUCCGUGACGGGUAUCGCAAAUAUCGAGGACGGCGUCACGCUGGAUCUCCGCGGCAUAAACUUCACCACCAUCAGUAAUGAUGGCACAUCGGUAGCCGUCGGGGCGGGCCAAUUGUUGGGGAAUGCGUAUUCGAUCCUGUAUAAACGAGGCCUCUACAUUCCUACAGCACGAGCUGCUAGUAUCGGUGCAGGUGGCUCGACCAUAGGCGGCGGGCUUGGAUACUUGUACCCCAAAACAGGUUUCGCCGUCGACUCUGUGGUUGAGUUCGAAGUCGUGCUUGCCAACGGGACCAUUGUCAGCGCAACAAAAAGCGUGAACAGUGACCUAUGGCGCGCACUCAAAGGCGGUGGUAGCAACUUUGGAGUGGUCACGAAAAUAGUCUACACCACCUAUCCGCUCGGGGAUGUGUGGGGUGGCGACGUUGUGUAUCCUGUCUCGUCAAUAGAUGCCGAGUUGCGCGCAUUCUAUAAUUUUGCGGCAAAUCCGAGCUACGACGACAACGCCGCGGUAAUGAUGAACUUCCAUUGGAGCCCUACGGAUGGCAAUAUACUAGACAAUCAGUAUAUCUACGCCAAGCCGGUUGUGGCGCCGCCUGCCUUUGCUGAGUUCUACACAAUCCCGAACCAAAUCUUUAACUCCACAGCCGUUACGAACAUUCCAGCCUUGUCAGCAGCCCAGUCUGCGAGGAGUCCAGCGGGGCUACAAGAAAUCACAUUUGCCGUGUCGUUCCGGAACAACGUCGACGUGCUAAAAGAUGUAUUCAAUUUAUACAAUGCCAGCAUAACUAAACUAUCGGACGUUGAAGGGAUCUCUCUCUCGUUGUCCUUCGAGCCUCUCAUGCAAUUGCUUGCUGCCAAGGCAAAGGCGACAGGAGGCAACGUUUUGGGCGUCGAUCCGCCUGCGGAGGGUGUCGUCCUCACUCUGCUGUCCCUCACAUUCACCGAUGCUGAUGAUUACUCGACGUUGAGUAAAUUUAGCCAGAAGUUGUUGAGCGAUAUCAUCGCUGCAGCCAAGAAACGUGGCGCGUCCAACUCGUUCAUAGACAUGAAUCAUGCAGGCGCCUCACAGAAAGUGCUAGCUAGCUAUGGUUCUGAUAACUAUGCUUUCCUUAAAGCGACAGCCAAGAAAUACGAUCCUUCAGCAGUGUUUCAGAAGUUGUUGCCAGGAGGUUUUAAGCUGUAAAAACACUUGGACUAUCAUUAUCUGCGGAAUUACGUUCAUUCGACUCGGAGGAGGAGAGCCUGUAUAUACAUAGGGGGUUUGGCAUCAAUUUGGAAGCCAAUUCCAACAUGUAACUUUCGUAAUAAAUUUUCUCAUAUCACUCAGUGGUAAUACAUAUUAAUUAACGCUCCUCCAGCGUGAGAACAUAGUCAUGUACUGUGAGCAAGGAGAUCUUGUGAAGCUGAGUAUCAGUAAUAAUGAGCGAAGGUGCCAUUUCUCGG
Messenger RNA from Truncatella angustata, 2075 nucleotides. RefSeq lists its product as uncharacterized. The record is from RefSeq and is a predicted model, not a curated record. Gene Ontology annotation, molecular function: FAD binding. The transcript has 4 exons. Lineage: Eukaryota; Fungi; Ascomycota; Sordariomycetes; Amphisphaeriales; Sporocadaceae. Bases 274 to 1815 code for a protein of 513 amino acids.